AUGGGCAGUGAAAGGAGUUUCUUAUCCUCCAGUAAUGCAGAUGAAAGUUUCAUAUCAGGAUGUCUGAAUCUCUCCACUGAUGACCAGAAUGCCAGCUUCAAUCCAGACGAGAUUUCUAUCUCUGAUGAGGAAGAUGAAUUUAGUGAAAUCAUGUCAGCACAAAAAGAAGCUCAAAGAUCAGAUUCAUCAGAUGAAAAGCUAGCUUCACCCUUAAAACAUGUCAAUAUUGACUCAGAGGGCUCAUCACUUAAUACAUCACUCAGAAGUUCUGAGGAUGAAAAAUCUUCUCCUGUGAAAAGUGUGUUUUCUAACAGGAAGACAGAAUUUAUGUCCAGGAGUUUGGUCAGGACUGAAUCUGAUAUUGACGAUGCGGAUCCAGAACUUUUAGAGGUGAUGGCUGCACAGAAAAAAAUCCAAGCUUCAACCUCGCAAUCUGGAGCUCAUCUGGAGUUAGCUGUGCCAAACAGUGAUGAAGAACUUGAAGAAAUUCUCAAAGAGCAAAAAUCUUUUGAACUGCAAGAGGGGAGUGUCAAAGAAUCUAGUCCAAAACCAACACAGGAUGAAAGUAAAGGGGACACUGAUAAAUCAUCGCAAAAAAGAAACGAAGGAACAGAAUGUGAAGAAAGUCCUCAGUCAAAGAGAUUAAAAAGACGGAAUCAGCAGCUAUACACUGAUUGUGACAGCUAA
Saccostrea cuccullata (small rock oyster) is the source of this 687-nucleotide messenger RNA. RefSeq lists its product as uncharacterized. Bases 1 to 687 code for a protein of 228 amino acids. NCBI's taxonomy places the organism in Eukaryota, Metazoa, Mollusca, Bivalvia, Ostreida, Ostreidae. The transcript is spliced from 2 exons. The record is from RefSeq and is a predicted model, not a curated record.